Messenger RNA from Serpula lacrymans var. lacrymans S7.9, 1425 nucleotides. RefSeq names its product glycoside hydrolase family 5 protein. Bases 1 to 1425 code for a protein of 474 amino acids. NCBI's taxonomy places the organism in Eukaryota, Fungi, Basidiomycota, Agaricomycetes, Boletales, Serpulaceae. Gene Ontology annotation, biological process: glucan catabolic process. Gene Ontology annotation, cellular component: extracellular region; cell surface. The transcript has 6 exons. The record is from RefSeq and is a predicted model, not a curated record. Gene Ontology annotation, molecular function: beta-glucosidase activity.
AUGUCGUUUCUCAAGGUCUCUGGAACGAAAAUUGUGAAUGGUGACGGUAAUGAAAUCACUUUGCAUGGUGCUGGUCUUGGUGGUUGGAUGACGAUGGAGAACUUUAUCUCUGGAUACCCUGGUUGCGAAUUUCAGAUUCGAGAAGCUUUAGCUGAGGCUAUCGGAGGGCGCAAAGCUGAAUUCUUCUUUGACAAAUUCCUGGAAUAUUUCUUUGCAGAGCCAGAUGCAGCAUUCUUCAAGUCGCUGGGUCUGAACUGUAUCCGCAUCGCUAUCAACUACAGACAUUUUGAGGACAACUUGAAUCCCCGAACAAUGAAGCCAGAUUGCUUUCGCCAUCUCGAUCGUGUCAUCGAGGCGUGCUCCAAGCAUUCCAUUUACACCAUCAUUGACAUGCAUACAGCGCCAGGUGGUCAGAAUGGCGGCUGGCACUCUGAUGCUGGAACUCAUAUCGCAGGUUUUUGGAUCCACAAAGACUUCCAGGAUAGGCUCGUUUGGCUCUGGACGGAGGUCGCUCGUCACUAUGCUAAUAAUCCAUGGGUAGCAGGAUAUAAUCCUAUGAACGAACCUGCUGAUCCGAAAGGAACAGGACUGGUGCAUUUCUACGACAGAGUACAUGCUGCUAUCCGCUCUGUCGACCCUAAUCACACGCUGUUCCUAGAUGGAAACACCUACGCAAUUGAUUUUUCUGCUUUCCCGGACGAUGCCAAAGAGCGAUGGGACAAUACCGCAUAUGCUAUCCACGACUAUGCCAUUUAUGGGUUCCCGAAAACUCCAGAGCCGUAUGCAAGGACACCUGAACAACUGAAGAAGAUGAGAGACACCUAUAAACGCAAAAGAGCUUGGAUGGAUGAGAAAGGCUUGUGUGUAUGGAAUGGAGAGUGGGGUCCUGUUUAUGCCCGCAGGGAAUACGAUGGCGAUGCGACUGACGAAAUCAACGAAAGGCGGUAUAACGUGCUGAAAGAUCAAUUGGAUAUAUACCACGAAGACCAGCUCAGUUGGUCUAUAUGGCUCUACAAGGAUAUCGGUUACCAAGGAAUGGUGUAUGUUUCACGGGAAACACCUUACAUGAAGCUUUUCGAAUCUUUCCUUGCACGGAAAUUUCGCCUUGCUGUAGACGCUUGGGGUACGAACGAUAAAUAUGUCAAGCAGAUAUAUCAACCGAUUACCGAUCUCAUCAAAGAUAACGUCCCAGAAUCCAACAGGCACCUUUACCCCCCAAUCUGGAGCUUGGAAGAUCGAGUUGCCAGACUUUCAAGGACUAUGUUGGUGGCAGAAUACAUGGUAAAGGAGUGGGCAGACACGCUCAUAGGGUUGGACGAGCGGCAGCUGGAUGAGGUUGCGGCUAGCUUCAAGUUCGAGAACUGCCUGAAGCGGGAUGGGCUCAACAAAGUUCUGACGGACCAUGCAGCAUCAUAUAAGAAAUAG